This is a messenger RNA of Entrophospora candida, 169 nucleotides long. Lineage: Eukaryota; Fungi; Glomeromycota; Glomeromycetes; Entrophosporales; Entrophosporaceae. The record is from the annotation of a GenBank genome assembly.
UGGUGGUAGUAGAGUUGAACAAGAACAAAUAUUUUAUGAAAAAUAUCUAAUACUGAAAAUUAAACAUCAAUACAUCCAAAAAGAAAAUGAGUUAUUAGCUGAUGAAUACCAACUAAUCAAAAAGAAAUUAAAGAGAUUAAAAAUCGAAAAGUUUAUUUUAUUAGAUGCU